AUGGUAGAGAAGCUAACGGUGACCGGCCGUCUCAGUCGUGUGGAGACGAAGUUCGCGUUCGUCGAAACUGUGAAUGGCAGCGUUUUCUGCCCAUUGGCGGCUGCCAUUCCGCCAUCUGAGCACGUGCCGAAUUUUGCAAUGCGCUAUAACACCGGGGACAUUGUACAUGUCACCAUGGUGCCCCAGGAAGAAAAAAACGGGUGUAAAUGGAGAGCAGUAAAGGUGAGAGGUUUUUCGAUUUCUAAUUUCAUUUUAGCACAUAGGAUCGAUCCCAUCGCCCAAAUCACCAACGUAAGUGAAACGCUAGCAUUUGCAUCAAGCGACGAAUUGGGAUCUGUUUUUAUCCCUGGAGCAGCAUUUUCCUCGGAAGAAGUAACUCGUCUGAACUCCCAUCUGAGUAUCGGUAUGUUGAUGAGUUAUUUACUACACGUAAAUGUCGAUGUGAAAAAUUAA
Messenger RNA from Angiostrongylus costaricensis, 453 nucleotides. The record is from the annotation of a GenBank genome assembly. Lineage: Eukaryota; Metazoa; Nematoda; Chromadorea; Rhabditida; Metastrongylidae.